GGGAAGGGGGAGGGAACCAGAAGGGGGGAGGUUAGCCGAGGCAGCUUCGGCGGCGGCGGCGCAGGGGCUGGUACGCGCUGGGCUGCGAGAGCCUCAUGGCGGAGGAAGAGAGCGACCAGGAGGCCGAGCGCCUCGGAGAAGAGCUCGUGGCCAUUGUGGAGCCCCCGCCAGGCCCUGUAGGGGCCGGAGCCUUGGGCGACUGCAGCGGUGGCGCUGGCGGCGGCGGCUUCGGCGGCGGCUGCGGCGGCGACGGAGUGGGGAUCAGCAGUCGGGAUUACUGCCGGCGCUUCUGUCAGGUGGUUGAAGAUUACGCUGGAAGAUGGCAGGUGCCUUUGCCUCAGCUUCAAGUUCUCCAGACCGCACUCUGUUGCUUCACAUCAGCCAGCGCAUCGUUCCCGGAUGAAUGUGAGCACGUACAGUAUGUUUUGAGUAGUCUUGCUGUGAGUUUCUUUGAGUUGCUGCUGUUCUUUGGAAGAGAUGAGUUUUAUGAAGAACCUUUAAAGGAUAUUCUCGGAUCGUUCCAGGAAUGCCAGAAUCACCUCCGCAGAUAUGGAAAUGUGAAUCUGGAACUGGUGACUCGAAUCAUUAGAGAUGGUGGCCCAUGGGAAGAUCCAGUGUUGCAAGCUGUACUUAAAGCCCAGCCAACAUCUCAGGAGAUAGUGAACAAAUACUUAAGUUCUGAAAAUCCACUGUUCUUUGAACUACGCGCCAGAUAUCUAAUUGCUUGUGAACGCAUACCCGAAGCGAUGGCUCUCAUUAAAUCCUGUAUAAACCACCCAGAGAUCAGUAAGGACUUAUACUUCCAUCAAGCACUUUUCACAUGUCUGUUUAUGUUACCUGUAGAAGAGCAACUAUUCCAGCAGCACUUACUGGAAACCGACUGUAGGAGUGGGAUCGACAUCAUCUGCAACACGGAGAGGGAAGGCAAGACAGCGUUGGCCCUGCAGCUGUGCGGGUCCUUCCUCGUGUCCCAGCUCCAGAACGGCGCCAUGUACUGCAUUUGGGAGUUGAUUUUCAUAUGGAGUAAACUACAACUUAAAUCUAAUCCUUCAAAACAAGUUUUUGUAGAUCAAUGCUACCAGCUUUUAAGAACAGCAACUAAUGUGAGAGUCAUAUUUCCUUUCAUGAAAAUCAUUAAAGACGAGGUUGAAGAAGAAGGUUUGCAAAUUUGUGUUGAAAUAUGUGGUUGUGCUCUACAACUUGACCUUCAUGAUGAUCCAAAAACGAAAUGUCUAAUUUAUAAAACAAUUGCACAUUUUUUGCCAAAUGAUUUGGAAAUCCUCAGGAUUUGUGCACUCUCGAUAUUUUUUCUUGAACGUUCCUUAGAAGCGUAUCAUACUGUUGAAGAGCUUUAUAAACGUCCAGAUGAAGAAUAUAAUGAAGGCACAAGUAGUGUUCAAAAUCGUGUUCGUUUUGAAUUACUUCCAAUUUUGAAAAAGGGGUUGUUUUUUGAUCCUGAAUUUUGGAACUUUGUAAUGAUUAAGAAAAACUGUGUUGCAUUACUGAGUGACAAAUCAGCAGUUAGAUUUCUCAAUGAAAGUACACUGGAGAAUUGUACAGAUAAUCUAAGAAAGGCAGUUCAGCAUCAAGGUUUAGCUGAUGAGCGUGACUGUGUCACGGAUCAGAGCGCUGCAGAGUGUGAUCCUGAUGAUAUGUCUGUAACGGACCCUAAAGGCCACAUUAGUACAAAGAAAAGCCUUGCAGCUCUUAAUACUUGCAAAGUAGAUCACAGCGUCCCAAGGCAUCGCUGCGUGUUAUGUAAUAAGGAAUUUCUUGGGGGUCACAUUGUAAGACAUGCCCAAGCUCAUCAGAAGAAAGGCAGUUUUUCGUGUGUAAUAUGUGGUAGGAGAUUUAGGAACAGAGGACUUAUGCAGAAACAUUUAAAGAACCAUGUUAAGAAGAUACAAAGACAGCAAAUUGCAGCUCAACAGGAUGAUCAGGAAAUCACAGCUUUAGAAGAAAUAAAUUGUUCCAGUUCUUCCAUUCAAUUUGAAAAUGGGAAUUCUAACAAUGAUUUGGAAGUAGGGACUCUGACUACUUCCACUGACAGAAACAAAGAAGUUAUAUCUGAGCAUGUUACUGAAUUCAUUGAAAUGCCUAUCGGUGUAUCAGAAAGUAUAAUUGAAAAUGACAGUCCUGAUACUUCUUUACACAAUGUCUCAGAGCCUUUACCUCCAUGUGAGGGUGACUAUGAAGAAGACGAUGAAGAAUGUGAUUAUGGAGAAGAAGAUUACGACCUGAAUCAAGAUGCUUCAGUGCUUCAUAAAAUCAAUGGAACUGCAUGCCAUCCAAAAGACAUCUAUGCCACGGAUCACGAAGGAAACUUUAAGUGUCCUGCUCUUGGUUGUGUCAGGAUAUUUAAAAAAAUUGGAUUUCUAAAUACACAUGCAAGGACCGUACAUCCAACUGAUUUAAAUGUGCAACAAACAGUAAUGAAAUGGAGCAGAGGAAAGUGCAAAUUCUGCCAAAGGCAAUUUGAAGAUUCUCAGCAUUUAAUCGAUCACCUAAAUAGACACAGCUAUCCAAAUGUGUACUUCUGUUUGCAUUUUAAUUGCAACGAAUCUUUUAAGUUGCCAUUCCAGCUUGCCCAGCAUACCAAAAGUCACAGGCUGUUUCAAGCUCAGUGCAGUUUUCCAGAAUGCCAUGAGCUUUUUGAAGAGCUUCCUCUGCUGUAUGAACAUGAAGCCCAACACUAUUUAAGUAAAAUACCAGAAUCAUCUGCACAGCCAAGCAAAGCAAUUCUUUUGGAUGUUUGUACAGACUCAAAUCCUAAUCCUUUGGAAACAGACUCAUUUAGUAAUGAAACACAAACUGUUAGUCUACCAGUUUCUACUAGCAAAUCAAGAAAAGAUUCUGCAGAACCAAAGACAUGUAUAGAAAAAAUGUGUUUGGAAAAGAAAACAGAAAGUUUAGUUCAGAACGGAAAUAAACAUUCUGAUGACACUCUUUCAAGUAUAAGCUUGAUAGACCAAAAGAUGCCUGACAUAGAGCCAAAUUCUCAGAAUAGUUGUAGUAUUACUGAUUCUAUGAAUGGACACAGUGAAGUACAACAAACAUCUUUAGUUUCAUCAGAUCCUGUUAUAAAAACUGAUACAAACAGAAGGACAGAAAAUGGUUCUAUUUUGCCCAGUGUUGUUCCACAAGAAAAUACUUUGCCAGUAUCUCAGGCACCAUCCAGACCAAAUCUUACAAGUGAACAUACUUCAUAUGGCUUAAUUGUAACAAAGCCAUAUGUCAGACCAUUGCCUCCCAGUUACCUUGAUGAACGGUACCUUAGUAUGCCAAAACGCAGAAAAUUUCUGACAGAUAGAGUAGAUGCCAGUUCUGAUCAAGAUAACAUUUGUAAAAAGUCAGUGAAAAGAUUAAGAUGCGGCAAAUGCCUGACCACCUACUGUAAUGCAGAAGCACUUGAGGCUCACCUUGCACAAAAGAAAUGUCAGACACUCUUUGGAUUUGAUUCCGAUGAUGAAAGUGCCUGAUAAAAAUGUUUCAGAAAGAUCUGUCGAUCCAACAGUAGUGCAAAUAAAAGUGCUACAAGAAAACGCAUCAUCGGUUUGCUAUUUCCCUGAUGGCCUUAAUUUUAGAACGGUCUCGGAUUACUGAAGAUAAAGACAAAGCACAUUUUCUAGAAUGAACUUGCAGAAGAGAUGUGCUGGCUAAGACUCCAAAAGGGUUAUUAUAUAACUCCCAAAGUACCAGUUAUCCAGAAAACCACAUUUUGUAGAAGUGUAUGAUGAUUAAUAGCAGCAUGUUCAGUUUUGCUUCUGUGAAAACAUGUUUGGGCAACUAGUCAGAAAGGAAAACCAGCCGUGGCCUUAUAGAAAGGAAAAAGUUAAUCCAUUAUACAAAAGGAGAUGAAAGGGAAGCUGGUUUACAGUAAUAAACAGUGGAAAGCAUUAUACAAAUGAAAUUUGUUUUGUUAUACAUAAUCCAAUUAUGUCCUCCUGGUCACAUGUUUUAAGGAACCAUUGCUAUUUGGUUUGUGAUAUAAUUUAGAGGCUGAUACAUAGAAAUCAAACUUAUUUUAUUGCCAUGUUAUCUAUUGAAGAUCAUAACAUUUCCAAAUGGUUAAUUAGAUAGGUAAGAACUCAGUGAAUGGCACAGAGGCAUUGAAAAUUAAGAGAACAAUGCUUUACUAAUAAGCUCUUAUUAAAAUCUUCCAUUUUGUAAUAAAAAUACAAGUGCUUGAAACAAAUGUUUGUAACACAAAUCAGUGACAUUUAAAAGGCAGCAUUGUCAAAGAAAGUGAAAAGUACCAUCAGUAACUGGCAGGAUAUGGGAGGAAGCUGAGACUAUUACAGCCUGUAUAGUUGAAAGAAAACACUGAUUUGCAGAUUCUUCAAUGUGAAUAAUGGUUAAAGCACACUGGGAUAUUUCUAUUUGUAUAUAGUGUUAGGACAUUGCUUGGUGAUUCAUAGUAAGGUCCUAUAGACAUUAGUGUGAGUUAUCAAAGUAUAGUCCUAUGAAAAUAACUGCUUGAAAAAGUCAACUAAAAACAAUUUGUUUUAUUUGAUUAGAGUUAAUUCCAAAUUAAGCCAUAUUCUUCAUGCUUUUUAUUCAUUAGUGAUGAAUUUGGUCUGAAUAAACAUUUUUAUAUGAAAAAGGAAAUAUUUACACAAAAAUGUACACAGCAGGAACAUGAUGAGAUAUAUUAAAGCGUUAUUUUCCCUGGUGACCAGUAAUUUUCCUAAGAAAGAUUAUAACCUAAUAAUUUAAACAAUAAAUGUUUUACAAGGUAAAAUUAAACCCUCUUGAAAAUUUUCCAUCACCAUUAUGGAAAGGAUGGUAAAGAUCUCCUUUUACCCAAUAGCUUAUGUUAAUCCUAAAGAGGUAACAAAAAUACAAAGGCAAAUUCUUGGAAAACGGACUAAAUACUCCAGUUAUGCCAUCUGAUAAAUUGUUGUUUAAAGCAGAGAGAGAGUCCCAUGAGAUUCUACUGUUAAAACUCCUAGGAAUAUUAGCUUCUCCAGUGAUGUUAGUUUUCUUCAGGGUAGAAUCCAGAUUUUAUCAAAUUAUGACUAUCAGAAGAUAAAUUCUUAAUUUUAUUUAUUUUUAUGGACAUUCACUACUAUGCAAUGAUUGUCAUAAAUCCAUUCCAAUGAAAUUUAAGUUUUUGUUUUGUUAUGUAGCCUAUAUUAGGCUGGAAUUUACAUAUACAUAAGUAAACAAACUCAUAAGCAAGUUUUUAAAUAUUUUACGGUCAAUUUAAAGAAAAUGUUUUCCAUAUUUCCUGGUAGUAAAAAUGUAUUAAGUGAAUUUUAUUUCAGUUCAUCUUAAAAGUAAGUCUUAUAAUAAAAAGUCUGUUUGGAACCUGGUUUAUUUGGACAAUGAAGUUUUUUUUGUUUAAACAUAAUUUCUGCUUUGUACAUGUUCCCAAAUUUUUUCUCAGAAUUUUAAAAAUAACAUUUGCCACAGUUUUUUUCUUUUUAGAAGUUGUAACUAUUGACAUAAAUCUGUUCCCACAAUUAAUUCUGACGUCCACGUGAAGAUGUUUUAAACAUAUUUUAUCUAUUAUGUCCUUAAGUUUCAUUUGAGGUUUUAUUUCUACUUUUGUGUUGCUAGGAGAAAAUUUUUUGAAAGAUCAAACUGGUUUAUAUACAACUAAAUCAAGGAAUAUAUAAUUCUAUUUGAUUGUGUUCUAACCUCUUUAUAUACACUGAAAAUAAUACCGAAAGAAUGUGUGUAUUUUGUUAUGUCUACCUUCUAAAGCAUAAGCAUAUAUUUUGCUUUUGUGGGGUACAUGAACUUAUAACAGUUCUUAUCUGGGACUCAAAAGAAAAGGAAGCUUUCUUUUUAUUCUCAGCUUUUCUUGUUUUCUACUUCAAGGAUAUAUCUUAUAUGGAGAAAGCUUCAAAUAAAAUGAAAAGGUUUUACAUUAAGAUUUCCUUCAAAAAAUGAAAUCCUGGGCUGGAGAUAUGGCUUAGUGG
Molecule: messenger RNA, 5927 nt
Organism: Octodon degus (degu)
Lineage: Eukaryota; Metazoa; Chordata; Mammalia; Rodentia; Octodontidae
Gene: Znf654
Product: zinc finger protein 654
Exons: 9
Coding region: 96-3479 (1127 amino acids)
Biological process (GO): regulation of transcription by RNA polymerase II
Cellular component (GO): nucleus
Molecular function (GO): DNA-binding transcription factor activity, RNA polymerase II-specific; DNA binding
Source: RefSeq, a predicted model, not a curated record